Molecule: messenger RNA, 2568 nt
Organism: Effrenium voratum
Lineage: Eukaryota; Dinophyceae; Suessiales; Symbiodiniaceae
Source: the annotation of a GenBank genome assembly
AUGGACAUCUCCAUGAGCAAAUGCGAGGUGCGCAUGGGCUUGUGGCCCAUGCUGCGCAUGGUCACCCCGCGACUCCUGUCCUCCACGCUGGUACAGCUUCCGCAUUUGUUUCGGCUGCUCCCAGCGCACCGACACGACCAUGAGCCUUUAGAGGCGGCCCCCAGCUAUCGCAGCCUCGAGGCCUGGUCCGCACACCCACGGCGGCUGCCCGGCAGGGCUGUGGAAGAUGCCAAUUUGUUGCAGCUUCCUGGCGACUCACUUCCGCCAGCGCUUGCGCGGCCCUGCGAUUGCUUUUUUGUCCAUGAUAGCACCUUCAUUCCGGCGGUUUGCGUGCCCUUUGCUGGGGAGAUGCAGCGUUGGAAUGCGCCGUUGGAGCGGCAUCCAGAGCUGGUCGCCAAGAUCAAUGAGCAGACGGACCUGCGCGUGGCUGUGGGCGCUGGUCCCUUUAACAAGCACUGCCGCAUUUACGCGCCCCGCUACCGACAGGUGAACGUUCUGGCCAUCGCCGCCUUAGCGCUGCCGCCCGGCAUCAAGUCCCAGUGGCGGCAACUGCGCCAGGCGCUGGACUUGGCCUACGACGACAUCAGAAGAGCCUUCCUGGAGUUCGUGGAGUCGACGGAUACCAAGGGCCGGCCAUUCAUCGUGGUGGGUCACAGCCAAGGCACCAUCCACCUGACACGCCUAUUGCAGGAGGAGGUGGACCCCUACCCAGAGCGGCACCAGCGCUUUGUGCACGGAUACCUGACGGGAAUGACUGUGCCUCUGAGCAUUUUCCGGCCGCUGAAGCAAGUGCGGCCCAGUGAUCACGCCACAGACAUUUGCACGGUGUCCAGCUGGAGGACCGCGCCGCCGGGCAUUCUGGUUGCCGUCCACUGCGCCAUGGUCUUCCACGCCGAAAGUGGCUGGAAGAGGUUCGGCGGCGAGAUCCUGGCCACGAAUCCCAUCACCUGGCACCGGGGUCCAACGCUCCCAUCCAAGGCGUCCGAGUACCUGGGCUCCGCCUAUCCGCUUCCCUCCAACCUGGAGCUCGGUGAUGGCUGGCUCACCUCCGGGGUGAGCCUCCGCUUUGGAGCCGCGUGCAUGGCCUCCCGUGCGGUGCUGGGGGCGCGAGUGGCCGCCUUGAGACACGUGCACUGUGGCGAAGUCACCGCGCAGGUGGAUACAGGUGGUGCCACGAGAGUGCCAAAGCUGCCCUCGUCCUGUUUGUUUAGCCACAUCGAAGAUGACUUCUUGCGCUACCAUGACGUUGACAUCGCGCUCUUCUUCGGGAACCUGCGGGCCAACGUGGCUCAGCGCUGCAACAUGUGGAUGCACCAGCAGCGAGAGCUUGCGCUGCUGGACGGCACGGCGGUGCACUCUCUGCAGUCGGAAGUUGGGUGCGUUGGCCCUGCGCCGGUAGAGCCGUCCAAGGUGCACAGCCGCGGGCUGGUGGAACCCUCGCGGCGCGUUGGGCCGGUGGGCCCUGCACCCCGGCCGUCGAUGGGCGCGAUGGCGUUCACGGAGGUGCACGAGCCCAGCCGACCCCGUCCAGGGCCCGCGAUUCCUGAUCCCAAGGCGCCUGAUGCAGUGGCGAUCUCUGGGUGCCGGCGUGGCGAGCUGCCACCUUCGGGCUGGAGCAGCAAGUGGUCCUUCGCCACGAAGCGCGCGGCACUGCUGGCAGCCUUGGAGGAGUCCCAGAUGCACGUGGUCUACGCUCUGAGGCCUCACUCCAACGUGUGGCAGGAGUCAAUGCAGUCGGCGGACCUUGAGCAGGCCGAGCUAGACCGGCUGCUGCGCGAGAAAGUGCUGACCAAGCCCCGCCCAACGCAGAAGCAGAGGCUUCAGGAAGCCAAGCAGUGGCUGCUUGAGGCCGGUGCAAGCUUGGAGGCGCUUUGCUCGGACAAAGACUUCGAGGUGCGCAAGGCCGCAGCAGCGCUCUUGGCCGAGGGCGAGGGGGCUGCUGCUCGUGCCGCCAAGCUGCUGGGCAGCGAGGACGCCAACGCGCGGAGCACCGCUGCCGAGGCGCUGGGCAGGAUGGGCAAAGAUGCUACACCGCACGGUGCUGCGCUGGCUGCGCUGCUGGGAGAUGCAGACACCACAGUCCGGAUGGCUGCAACAGCGGCACUGGGCAGACUAGGGGGGGCGUUGGCCAAGCACUGCGCGGAAGCCUUGGGCUCCGAGAAGCCCCGGGAGCGCGAGGCCGCCUGCGAGGCGCUGGGCCUCAUGGGCGCCUCCGCUGCAGAGCAUGGGGCAGCCAUUGCGGAGUUGCUGCAGGACAGCGACUGGCAGGUGCCCACAGCCGCGGGCAGCGCGCUGAAGCGCCUGGGGUCCUCCCAAGUGAAGCAUUGUGCCGAAGUGCUCGGGCGCUGCCGAACCACAGCCAGGCCUGCGGUGGCAGAGGCCAUCGUUCGCAUCGGCGGUGCGGAUGCCGCAGAGAGCCUGGUGCCGCUCCUUCGAAGCGCGACCCUUUGCCCAGUUCCUGGCUCCUUUGAAAGAGGACAGCGACCGCGAAGUGAAGCGAUCAGCGAUGCAGGCCUUGAUCAAGCUGGGCCUGGGUCCGGCGCCGCGGACGGAGUUGGGGAAUGGUGA